Messenger RNA from Eruca vesicaria subsp. sativa (arugula), 2463 nucleotides. Lineage: Eukaryota; Viridiplantae; Streptophyta; Magnoliopsida; Brassicales; Brassicaceae. The record is from the annotation of a GenBank genome assembly.
GUCUUUCUUAAGGGUUUUUGGUUUUUAGGCGUUUCGGAGAGAGAGAGAGAGAAAAGAGAUUGAGAGAUUGCUUGUGGUGAGAAGAGAUUUAAUCGUGUGGGUAGCGUUUCAGACAAGUAAAAAAAAAAUUAAAAAAAAAGUUUCCGUCGCUUUCUCGGGAAAACGCAUGUGUUAAGAAGACAAAGGGGUUUUUGGUGUGAAUCCUUCUUUCCUUCCUUUUGCGUUUUUCUCUCUUUUUCUUUCCGAUCUCGCAAUUGCCGGUUUAUUCGCCGGAAUAUUCCCCGUAAUUUUCUUUCUUCUGAAAACUGAAAGAUUAGGGUUUAUACAGGUCUUGAAUUACUCUUGAAGGAUAUUCGUUGGUUGGUGUGAUAAGGAAACACCAGCGUCUUUCUUGUGACGAUCACAUACUCUGUGUUAUGCAUACUGAGAAAUGGUGUCGCAUAAGUGUGUAGAAGAGUUCUCUUUACAGUUCCCUGCCAAUGCUAGAGCCCCCAGAUCUGCUAGGAAGAGGCGUAGCAUCAAGAAGGAGAUAAGUGAAAAUGAUAAAACGUGUGCAAUUGAUCUAUUGGCCACCGUAGCUGAAAAUUUACUCUCUGAGAGCGGAUGUGAGAACAUGGCUAUUGACAAACCGGUUAAUGGGGUUGAAGAAGACCAUUGUCUCGUUACACAAAAGCACAGUGUAAAGGAGGAGUUCCCGGUGGAAGAUAAACCCUUAAAGCCUGCAACUUUAACCAAUGUUAAUCCUUAUCAGGGAUCACUGAGCCCUUGCGGAUUCAGUUCUGUGAUUAAUGGCAAAGUCGAGACUGAGGAUGGGGGUUUUAGCAACUCUGCUGGUAUUGCUUCUUGUCAAGCCGGUCAGGAGUUAAAACCGAGUAUAGAUGGUGAUGCUGUAGUUUUGGAUGCGAGGCCUAAUGGUGUAGCUAGUUUAGGUAGUAGUAGUAGAACCAAAGUGCCUUCACUGGGUGCUGAUGCUCUCUGUGGCGGCGCUUUGGAUGAUGUAAAUAUGUUUAGUAGAGAUGAUGAUGAAAACUUUUCUGGGUAUAUAUGCCCUCGUGUUACCAAAAAGUCACCUAGGUCUGUGCCGCGUAUUGGAGACAGAAGAAUCAGGAAGAUAUUGGCUUCUAGACACUGGAAGGGAAGCUCAAGACACUCAGAUGCCAAAUCAUGGAGGAACUAUUACUUGCACCAUCAGAGAAGCUAUCCUAUCAAGAAAAGGAAAUACUUUGACAACAUUUCUGAUUCUGAUGAUUAUCGUCUGCACUCUAAGAUGCAAAGAGGCAGCAGAACUUUUUCUACUAUGAAAGGUCCAGGUGCAUCCUUUGUGUCACGCGACUCUCAUGUGAAACUGCGGAUCAAGUCAUUCAGGGUGCCUGAGCUUUUCGUAGAGAUUCCAGAAACCGCUACUGUUGGCUCCUUGAAGAGAAUGGUGAUGGAAGCAGUGAGUACUUUACUGAGUGAUGGACACCGAGUUGGUCUGAUGGUUCAGGGGAAGAAAGUCAGAGAUGAUAACAAAACACUUCAUCAGACUGGGAUCUCUCAAGACAACACCCACUUGGACUCUCUUGAUUUCAGCCUUGAACCUAGCUCAGAAGCGCCUCAUCUGUUAUCUAGUAACCCUUUGGGACAUGUCUGCGAGGAAUUGGCCAUUUGCCAUGGUUCUAACAUGGACGCUGUGGUAAAAUCUGAGCAUGAUUCAGCACUAUUCCCAUCUGACUCGUUUGACAAGGAAACCGCGACAGAUGAGUUUAAAGCUCUGGUUCCUGCUGCGCUUUCCGAACUGUCUCCUCAACUGCCUCGUCACAAAUCUAAGCAGCAGCAGCAGCAGACUGCACAGCGAAGAAUGCGUCGACCUUUCUCUGUUACUGAAGUAGAAGCACUUGUUCAAGCCGUUGAGAAACUCGGCACUGGAAGGUGGAGAGAUGUUAAGCAUAGUGCUUUCGAAGAUGCAGACCACCGCACUUACGUUGAUCUCAAGGACAAGUGGAAAACACUGGUCCAUACGGCUAAGAUAUCACCACAGCAAAGGAGAGGCGAGCCAGUGCCGCAGGAACUUCUAAACAGGGUCUUGAAUGCGCACGGCUACUGGUCACAGCAACACGUGCAGCUGCACGAGACACUUUCCCUGCCGCCUAAACCAGAGGCUGUGUUGCUUCUCUAAUCAAUUAUGCUUUGCAGAUCAUCUAUCUUUCCCCUUUGUGUAUUUGCUGUAAGAUUCUGACGACAUAGAUGCACAAAUUUAGUCUUUGACUUGUUUCUUGGUUUUUUAUUCUGAAUUAACUUUCUGAAUGUAAAAAGUUUUUAAUUGGAAUAAGGUGGAUGUUCCUGACCAAUUUAGGGCUUUUUAGAGGAUUCUUCUUGUACAUGGUUUGUUACCAACUCCAUCCAUGAGUACCCCUAAUGGGUACUUAAGGAUUAAUUUAAUGUUUUAUUGUGUGAUUUGAAAGGUUAAGUACUCCUAUGAGU